AUGAGUCGCCACCGGCAGCAGUGCAGGAGCGAGAACGAAGACGAGAGCGAUGUUGGCGAGGGCGAGGGAGAGGGAAAUGGCGAAGACGGCGUUGGCAACAACGACAACGAGGACCAUCAAGGAUACUCCUCGUUCUUCGGGGCAUUCGACGUCACGUUCCCUCAGAGCUUGAGGUUUAUUGACGACGAAGAUAUCAGCAAUAAUGACCGAUCAUCGUCGGAUGCGCACAGGUAG
Molecule: messenger RNA, 234 nt
Organism: Soboliphyme baturini
Lineage: Eukaryota; Metazoa; Nematoda; Enoplea; Dioctophymatida; Soboliphymatidae
Source: the annotation of a GenBank genome assembly